ACUCCAGAAUAGCGCGCGGCGGCGGAGGAGCAGCAGCAGCAGCAGCAACAACCACACGGAACCGUUUAGCAUUUUUCUCCGGGUCCUUUCCGCCAAUGCUUGUUUGUUUAUGCGGGGUUUGUUCGGUCCACAUCGAGGCUGGUAGGAGGGGAGAGCGGCGGGGAUGGCGCUGAAGGAGAACCAGUGUUACGGACUGUCCGGUGGUAAACUGAGCCGCGGUGGAAACGUCUCUGUUUUUCAUGUGAAACUCACUGACAGCGCGGCAAGAGCCAUUGGCUCUUUUCAGAACGGCAAGGUAGGUUGUUUUUAACACUAACUCCUCGAAUAAUCAUCCAAAACACACAUUUAGGCUCCUCACUUCGCUGAGGAGAGCCUUGGUUGAAAAUGUAGUGAUAAGGAAAGACGAGUGAGGUGUGUUUGUGCUUUUCAUUUGAGCCGAAGUUCCCCAGCACCUUCCUCGUUUGUUGUCUCCUCUGAGCCUCCUUUUGGCUCUGAAAUGGGAAUACAUGUUGCAUAAUGCAAUGCGGAAACGCUUCACUGUGUGAUGAUGCUCGUAACAAGCUGCUGGCCAAGUGGUUAGAAGCUGCUGGCUUGUGUUAAACAUGUUAAUCAGUGUUGGAGUAGGAAAGAAAGAAAGAGAAAGAAAGAAAGGACCCAGGCUGCUGCUGCUGCUGCUGGGGGGGAAACAGGCUGGUAGUAGGAGGGUCUGUGGGAUUGAAUCUGAGAGUGACAGAGUACCAAUCAUUGCCAUUGUUAACAUGAAUAGAGUUGCUGUCAGGUUUCAUCUUCUUGAAAGCUUCUGGGGGACACACACAAAUAUGGUCAGAGUCAAACACAAACACAGCAGCCUACAGAUGGGCUUCAUUUUAAAGAGGAGAAUACAAACUCAAAUCAUAGGGGAGAGUGGGGUAAGAUGAGACAUUUUUCAUGUUUCCUUCAUGAGCCAAUGUUUACAGAGGAAAAGCAAAACUCUCUGGACUAAAAGAGUGAUGUUCUCUUAAAAUGAGCUAAAUUCCUUGGUUACUAUAUUCUGUAGUAGCUCUGACCAUUGGCAAGUAGGGGAGAGUGGGGUAGAGCAACCUCAGAAACCAGGAUGUCGCCUAGAGGAUGAGAUACGGGCCUAGUCUAGUUGUCUGACGCGCUUUGUCAAUGAUCCUCUGAGAUGGGAACAACUUAGAAAAAACGAAAACAAUCAACAAAAAGACGAUACCAACUAAAGAAACUGCGAUCACUAGACUUAACGAGCAUGUUUGCAUGCGGUCAAAAAUAUGGCGACCCACUCAAACCUCUUCCCAGGUGAACAGGUGCUUAAAUCAACGAAGUGACACCGCCCAUACUCCCGUGACCCAGAUUCCACAAAUCACUGCGACCAAUCACAACAAAAUACCAAAACAAAUCAAGAGCGUAACCACAAACCUUUACCUUGCCCUCAUGGCUCCUACACCCUAUAUAGGUGACUACAUGGGGAUCAGCGCCAUUUUGAGGGGUAUCUGAAACCUCGGUGAUCAAUUCCAGUGCCCUAUGUAGGCGACUCAAAAUUUCCCAUAAAGCAUUGCAUCCCGUCAGUGCUGCGUCAUGCCAUGUAGUGUCUGAAACCUCUGGUGAUUGAGUUCACUACAUAGUCAGCUAUAUAGUAAAACCCCAUAUGAGGGUUAGGGAUUAGGGAUUGAGUGAUUCAUUUCGGACACAGCCGAUGUUUUAACUAGUGUAUCUGCAUAUGGGUCAAUGACGUGAUGCAGUUUCUUUUAUGUUCCCAUGGUUGACUUAAAUUUAAAAAAGGUAUAAUUAAAAAAUAAACUCACCAAUUACCUGGAUACAUCCUCUUUUUAAAGACCUUUUCUAAAAUUUCUGGAUUUUAUGCAUUUUGAGGGAAUAUUUUGGGAAUAAUGGGGAAAAUGUCAAUGUGUUGUAACCAUAAAAACACAGUACCAAAUAUUUCAUACUUUAGGCCAAAGUUUUCAGCAUUUCUUCUGCUCUAUUUUGCAAAAAUGCAUCCAAUUUUUUUUUGUAAAGAAAAUCCAAACAAAAUGUUUUUUCAACUGAUAUGUUAUAAUUAAGCAACUUAAGUAAACUUGCGUACACUAAAAAGUGGAAAUAACUUUGUUGUGGUUGUGUUUGUUGUGGUUACACCUCUUGACAUUUUCAAAGGAAAUCCAUCAUUCAUUUUGUAAAAAAAAGGUUUAAAUGCUAUUUGAAAUUAUACGAAACCAACAGAGAUACAAAAUCAGAAUUAAAAUGUUGUUUUACAGCUGAGGCAUUGUCCUCCAAAGUUCAGUCUCUGUCCUUGUCAUGUAAGCUAUUGAGUUUAGGCUGUAACCGCUCUCUGUAGGCGGUGCACCAUAGGCUAUCUACUGGAACAAUGAAGAGCAGCAAUGAAGAAGCACUCAUGAUUUUUCCAGUGGACUUUACGUGAAACCACUCCACUUCACAUAAAACCACUCUUACUAACACAUGACAGGCCCUCUGUGGUUACAGACCGAGCUGACACAGGUUGUGUCUGUAUUAGAGGAAAUGUGGUUUUAUUCAAAUCAGAAUGAAUGGUGUUAGUUGUAUUGGUGUUGUUACCUGCAAGUUGAAACAUAGUUUUACGAUCUAGAAAAUAACUUUCCUUCCAGUGUAAAACCCGCCUUGAUGAGCAGAUUGACAGAUUGUAUCUCUGUGUGUAUUUCCAGAUUGAUCCGUGUGUAUUUUUUUCAUGACUAACUCAUUCAUAAUUCAUCUUCGAGGUUUCGUUUUCACUCAAAAAAUGUCGCCAGAUAAAAAUUUGACACGGCUAAUGGGAAAUGAAUCCGACUCAGCAGGAAGUCUGAGCAGAGAGGUGUUAUGUAGACUUCCUCAAUUCUUUGUAACACAGAUGGGAAACUCCUGAGGGGAGAAAAUUACUGACACAGAGAUAUUUCAAAUGAAGGUGUGGUUUUGAGUGUAAUGCCGUCAUAAAGACAGAAGAGAAGCGGGCACACACCUUAAAAAAAAUAAAAUAAAGUGUCAUACAUGCACAAAAUACCGUUGUUUCUUUUUUUAGUUUGUCAGUGUGUUCGCAUGACCCACUUGGCCUGAUUACACCUCCAUGUAUCCAGGCCAAAUUGUUUACAGGCCACCAGACUUGCUCACAGCUCAAAUCAACAGGUGGACUCAACCAAACUGACUUCACGAAAAGGUCAACUGAGUUUUAGCAAUCGUAUAGUUUCGACCUGUGUGGUGAAAGUGUCUCUUUGGCAGAGGUGGGGGCGUUUGACGACCCGACCCGAGACUCGACUUGGACUUGAGUCCCGUUUUUGACUUGCUUGAUGAAAUCAAGAAAUGACUUGGACUUGCUUGGGACUUGAUUGCUAAAGACUUGAGACUUGACUUGACUUGAGCCCAGUGACUUGGAAAGUCAAGUCAAGUCUUUUCAAGUCACUUAAUACCUUACAGCAAGCCCAAACCGUUUAAAAAGUGUCGCAUCAACUAAUAGUCAGGAAUUACAACUGUUGGUAACACCAUGUUGUGUUGCCAAGUCUGCUUAUUUCCCGCAAAAGAAUCGCUUGUUUUUGGCUUGUUUCUGGAGGUCUGUUUCCUUAUUUCUCCCACAAAACUUGGCAACACUGUCUCAAACUCUAGCCUCCCUCAUAACGACAACACCGGGAGGACUUAACAUAAAUCGCUCGCUAGUAUUGCCCGCCUGUUUCCACGUGUUGCACAAAUGGUUUAUGACUUUGAUAUGACUUGUUUUUGACUUGAUAGAAACGGUAAGGACUUGGUUGGGACUCAAAACAAAAAGUUCAGGACUUGGACUUGACUUGAGACUUGAGAGCAAAGGCUUGAGACUUGACUUGGACUUGCAACAGAGGGACUGUCCCCCACCUCUGCUCUUUUGACUGUCAUUUCUACACUUUUCUGCCCAGGCUGAUGUUCUCCUGUGUGAGAUGACAGCCUAUUAUUUCUCUCCUCGGUUCUUGUGUGACAGGCUGCUGCAGUUGAAGAGCAGGUUGUAAUGAUUACCACAGUGAUCUCAAAACCAAACUGAACUGGUUCAAAGGGAAAUCUUGCACACCGGUGAUAUAUUUGAGAGGAAGGUUGUGGAGUUUUCACUUUAUGUAUAAAUAAUGCAACAAUCAAAUUUUUUAGACAAUAUCUGUGCAGGGGCUUCAGAGGAGGUUAUAUCAGCAGCAGUGUGUUGUAUGCAGACAGUUUUUGUCUAAAGGUGUUGUUGAUUUAAGGUCCUUUCACACCGGGACCGUUUUUGUCGUGCGAUUAUUUCGGGCGUCAAUAUUUUUUUUUUAACCCGUAUCCUGUCAAUACAAGCGUUCAAAUCAGCGAUGUUUUCCCGUUCUGCGAUAUUGCGGCAUUUAUUUAAAUUUUAAGUAACUUCAUUUUUUAUUGCUUGCUGUAGAAAAAUUUUGAUUAAAUUAAAAUUUCAUAAAGUUUCAUUUCAGUCUGUCAGGGCCAAGAAAUUUGCUCUUAUUUUGAGAAUUCUUGUCAAGCUUAAGGUUUUUUUGCUUGAUACAAGAUUAUUUGAUUGAAUAUAAGAAUAUUUUGCUUCUUUCUAGUAGGGCUGUUUUUGCAGAUUGGCUCUGGGUGUGUUUUACUCGCAGCUGCUAAAUCAAUGUGGAGCCGCCAGCUGCGAGCACUCGUGUCUGCUUCGCUCACCUCUUCUAACUCCUUGUUCCUAUUUUAGUUUUAAAUUAAGCUGAGCGGACUGUUUUUCUGUUGUGUUGAGCGUUUCGGUCAAAGUCAAGAUUGAAUCAUCAAGAAGCUUUGAUAUAUGAUCUAUUUGUGUAGUUUAUACCACUAAAUAUAUAUAUUAAACAACCACUCCUUCUUCUUUGGGAGUAAAAUUCCUCUUUUAUUUAAUACAUUAAAGCAAAUGUUACUAGUUUGCAGUGCAGGAUGGCGGUCCUCCUGUAUGUGGAUAGAAAGGCUCCUUUUAACUUAAAAACAAUUGAAUUUUUUAUACUCAAAUCAUGUUUUAAGGCGUUCAUUUCUACUGAGUCUGUUUUGCCUAAACAUCACACACUGCACCUUUAACUUAGCAUGUCAAGUCCACGUGUGUUUAUCAGAGUAACUCAAAUGUACACAGAUUAAUUGAUUGAUCUUUCUCCUCCAGGCUUUGACCUCCCAUCCCACCAUCUGUUUUAAUGGAAAUCAAGGGGUAAGACCUGCUGACUUAUUCACUGAUAGCAUCGCUUACGUUGCUGCUGCUGCUAUUAAUAACUCUGUGAAAAAUCUGAAAUAUAAUCGUUCUCUUCCUGACCUCUUUCUCCUACGUCACAGAGAAUCACCAUCCCCUGCUCGGAUGAUAAAGACGACUGGAGAGUAUUCUCCUUUGGUGUGACCAACGUCGCUCGUGAUAAUCCACACGGGAGCUUUGACUGCGUGCAACAACUCAGCUCUGGGUAAAUCAAGCAAGGAGGCAAAAACAAGAACAAGCUGUUGAUUUACACUUUUUGGAUUUAAAGUUGCAAUAGGAAGUUUUUAGCUGGUUAUGAAACAGAAAUGAAUACGUAGAUAUAGGCCUAGGCGAUUUGGCAACAAAAAUGAUCACAAUAUAUUUUGUCAUAUCGCCCGAUCUUGAUUGUUAUCAUGAUUUUUUUUAACUGCCUGUUUUAAAGCAUCUGUACUAAAAACUAAAGAAGCCAGAGAUUAGUUCAACAUUUUAUUAACAUGUAAAGUAAAUAACAAAGCAAAUCGAAUAAGAUAAACUUAGAAAAAUAUAAAAACAUUUUAACUCAACAGAACAACAAACGUAGAUAAAUACUAGAUAAUACAGUGAAUUAGUUUACCUGAGUGUUUUUGAAGGUAUGCAAGACCCAAAAUAAACAAAUCAUCCCCUCAGAGAUAAUGAAGACGCCUUAAAAUGUAAACAUUAGAUGAUGUAGAUGUAAAUGAUACAAUUAAUCGCUGCCUAGGUCUGGUGGCUGCACUGCUAGUAGUGGCUAAACUGCUAAUGCUACUCGUGCCGUCAGCAGUGACAGACUGUACAGACUCCGCCCACAUUUUCAUGCUUUCUGCAUAGUCAUUGGGGAGGUAUAGCCGGUUUUUGAGGGCACCGAUUGCCGACAUACCUCGCUCAUCAGCUGAAUUACUCAACAUCACUUUGGCGAUACCUAAACCACCGCCACACAACCGACGUAGAAUAACUUCUCAACAAUAACAUUUUCGGAGAAUGACUCAAAGUCAUGACUGACAACUAUCUUGCUGCCCUCAGCUCCGUGUUUAGCUCCACGCUCGGCCAUUCUGUUUACUUCUCUGGUAACUUACAGAAGUGAGCAGGAAAAGCUCGACUGAUUGGCUGUUGUGACGCACAUUUCCUUUAUGUUUGAUUGAGUAAAUAUGCUCACAGCUGAUCACUGUGAUCGAACUGAAAUUUAUCACCAUCAUAUAAUCACCCAGUCCUACUUAGAUAUGACCUGCAAAUGCCUAAAAAGACAAUUAGAGAUUAUUAUUAGUAUGCAGUCUUUUUAUAUGUCAGUUUGAUGAAGACUUUAGAUGAGGAUAUUUGAUCGUGCUCUGCCAAAAUGUGCCUUAUUUAUGUUUCUUUGCACCGUGAGUGGUCUAAUAAAAAAAUUAAAGAAUGGACUUUUAUCGGAAAGCAGAGCUGACACGUACAGGACACUAUGGAUGGUUUUGUCCACAGGCAAAAUCAAUGCAAACUGCGUGUCCUCUUACACGCUUCAAGUAACUUUCAUAUUAAGUUGAGUUGCAUAUAAAGCUGAAUUAUGAGUGGAUGUGGCGGAAAGCUGCUCGAUUAACAUUAAAAGAAAAGAGCGAAAGACUGAUGCUAUAAAAACAGGAAGAACCCAUAUUUAAUUCUUCAAUCAUAACUCUGAAUCUGUAAUCAUGUUUGGUGCACAUUGAUUGCAUGAUUAUAUGUUUAUUUUGUCUUUUUAUGCUCAUAAUUAGCCGAGCCUCUGAACAUUUUCCAAUAUUUUAAAAUGUCUCCCCUCCGCCUCCCCCUACUGCUGCCUGAAAGUCACCCCCGCUGGCAUCGACUCUCUAUCGUGUCUCUUUUUAAAUGCCAGGGCUCCUGACUGAACUGGUCGAGGACACCCUGAAAUGAAGAGAAGUGAAUCUGAUAAAUGCCAAGAAUCGUGAAUAUGGGCAGUUUGACUCUUCACGCAGAUAUAAAGCAACCUUUAGAUCAAAAUUAAUGUGAAACAACAUGUAGGCUUACAGUCUUUGUGACACGCACCUACAUGAAGACUCUUAAGAUAUUCGCAUCAGUACACAGCUGUCCGUAACUUCCUCUCCUCUUCCUCCCAGGGUUGCAGAAGAGCUGUCAUGUCUCGGGGUGAUUCAGAAGAAGAUGACGGUCAGAGCCACGGAUGACUCGUACGAUAAGGCGCGUCAGAGCAUGGCCCAAGUCGAGGAGGAGACUCGCAGCCGAGGGGCGAUCGUCAUCAAGCAGAGCGGGCGCUACCAGGGUGAGAAGAGAUGCACACGUACGCGCUCUUGAGUCUUCUCGGUUAUACAAGAGGACUAAAACUGGCCCGGAGACAGAUUUGUACUGAGCUGAAGAUAUCCCAAGAAAUAAACAAAAAAAAAAAAAAUUUGCUGGUCAUAGCGCAUUAGUCGCCAUAGCAACAUGUGUGGUAACCAGUGACAUAUGGCCUUUUUUCCCCUUUUAAGUCUUUUCUACACAGUGCAUGUGUUAUAAUUAGUCUUAUUCAUGUCAUGAGGUCAUUUCAAAGGGUGCUGAGUUUCCAAAACGUAAUUAGCAAACGCACUCUGACAAACACACUCAGCCAAAAAUGCAAACGCAUGACAAAUCCACGUUUUAUAGUGUCAUCGCCGUCUUUCUUCUUGCAAUCGCCAAACCACUUCCCUCGAAACAGCCGCCGCAGCCAGCGUCAUCCUUUCUCUGAAAGCACUCACACGCACAAAUGAGACACACAAGCAGACACGCACACAACUUUUGAGGGUUUUUUUUAUUUUUUUAUUUCAUGUCAGUGGAAGCUUGAUAAGUAAACACUUCCUCAUUUGCUGCAGGCUGGUGCAACUGUGUGGUUAUUUCCUGAAUUAGACAUCAGCUAUCACUCACUGAAGUGUGUGCGUGUGUUUGUAUGAGCAUCUUUGUAACCUCUCUGUGGGUUUCUAGAGAGGUGAAACAAGGUUUUCUACCUUUUCAUCAACAAUACUGCAACAGAACAAACACCACGACUUUCUUUCUCUCAGUCAGCCAGAUCAAACCCACAAGAAGCAGCUUUUUUUUUCCACGCAGCAGGUUUACACAUUCUCUACUUACUGAUUCACCGUAAAGAGCAAGGUUAAAAAACAAAGCUGACUGGCCUCUGACGAUGGAAAACUCUCCCUUUGAAACUCACAAGAAUAUUUUAGACAGUAUUUUAGCUUCAUAAUGUUCGUGCUGAUUUUGAUGUGAGAUUUCCUGCUCUCUUGCAGUCAAGAAGGUGACAGUGCGAGCCCCGGCUCCUGCGCUGGCAAGCCUGACAAAGCCCCGACACCCGGCCCAGCCUGCGGUCAGAAACAUCAGGAAAGGGGUCGUCCUGUCGAAGCUGAGGAAGAGCGCCUACACGUCACACAGGAAGAGCGUGGCUGAACUGCAGGGCAGGCCGCUCAGGGAUCGAGUUACACACCUGCUGGCUCUGAGGCCGUACAGGAGGCCUGAGCUGAUCCUGAGGCUGCAGAGUGAUGGACUGACAGCAGGAGACAAAGACAUGCUGGACUCUGUUCUGACGGAGGUGAUUUUCUCUUUGUCUUUACGGUUGAUUGAAAGUGUUAGAAGACCUGAGGCAUUUCACACUCAGCACAGAUAACAACAUGCCCGACACAUUCUGUGGCCUAAAAAAGCAACCACUCAGGAAAUAACCCUGAGUGGCUGCAUGUGAACAUACAAAUCCAAAUGUGUUGAAACUAGAAGUUGCAUUAACUGAAUAUUUUCUUCAUUUAGCAGAUAAAAAAAGACAGAAAAUAUGGAUUCUGUCUGUCAUUUUGAAAAAGUAGAACACUCAGGAUGAUCCACUCUACCAUGUCACUCUGUGCUCACACUGUUCCUCUGCUUUAGUUGCACACACCGGCUGAUCCUCUUGCUCUCAGCCUGCUUUGCUGAAGGUUGUUAUGACACUAAUUCAUCAUAAACACCAACAACAAGCUUUUUCCUAAAUGAAAAUGGGGGUUAUGUUUAGGGCCCGACCGAUAUGGAUUUUUUUGGGGCCGAUACCGAUUAUUAGAGGGGAAAAAUAUCCGAUUACUGAUUAAUCUGACGAUUUUUUAAUUUUUUUAUGAAGUUAUAAAAAAGACAUAUAUGCAGCAGAUAUCUACAGUAUACUAUAGACUGUAGAUAUACUGUAGGCUACUGCUCUUCACGCCAACAGGAAGACAGACUGAUUACACUCGGACCAUAAAAGUGUUUUCACUCCGUCACCCUUGAAACAUGUCACCAGAUCAAGUCGUAUAAUGAAAAUGACGAAAUGAAUCAUACCCAGGGCCUAAGUUGAAAAAGUAAGGAGCCCACAAAGAACUUUAGGUGCACAAUAAAAAAUUGAUCAAAUAAUGUGUGUCUUAUUGGUCGACAUAAGUACUAUUAAUUGAAAUCAAUUAUAGGUCAAUUGGUCACAUGUAAUAGAAGCUAUUAAAGAAAAUGGUCAAAAUUUGCCUUUAAAUUUAACACAGAAAUUUUUUUAGAGGACAAAUUAGUGAAAAAAAGAGUGUGUCUUAUUGUCCGACCUUAGUACUAUUAUUUGAAAUCAAUUUUUGGUCAAUAGUCACAUGACAUGGAAGCUAUUGAAGGUAAACAGCCUUUUUUGAGAACAUCAACCAGUAAUUUAUUGAUGGUCCCUUAUUCAACACCCGACGUUGACAGCGAGGGUGCCGAGUAGAUUUAACUGCGCUGCUGUUGCUAUUCUAGUGAAAAGACACCGAUAGAUCCCUGGUGAAUGUCUGUCGAAAAUAUCCAACCUAAAACUGACUACGCCGCGGUAUUUACAUAAAAAAACAUUUGUUGGCUGAUUUUAUUUACGCGCCCAUGUGCCUCUAAAUACAUUUUACAAUUCGCACACAUGUAUUUUUAGUUGCAGAUGCGAGUAAAAGGGUCGCACUGUCGAGCCCUGAUACCUGAGUCUUAACCUGUUUUUUUGUGUUUAAUGUUGUUGCAGGUCGGCCAGCUCAGUACUAGAGACAAAACAUUUAGUCUCAAAGACGGCCUUUAUAAAGAUCUGCAGAAAGACUGGCCCGGCUACACGUCAGGAGACCAGCAGCUUCUCAAACGCAUCCUUGUCAGGUAAUAAACAGAAAACUUCCUGCUACAUUUUUUUCCAUUCAGAGCGCUCAGGUGAAUCCAACUCUUCUUCUUCUUCUUCUUCUUCUUCUUCUUCUUCUUCUUGCUGGGUAGGAGACUGUUCCAGCCACAGGCAAACCUUCUCAGCGUACCUGAAGCCCAGGUCAGCCCACUGAGAGACACCCCCAACUCCUCCCCAGCCCACCCCCCGAAACCUUCUCUGCUCACGGAAUACACCGACCCCCUGCUGAGUAAGAAGCCCAGGAUAUCUCACCUAUCCGCCAAAACAGCCAGCGACAGGUCACGAGCGAGGACACCCCGGCAACCGGCUCACAAAAACGGUACAGAGGCGACGGAGGAUGACAAGCCGAAGAAUCCGCUCGAUCCUCGUAAGCUUUUUGACUCCCUGUCAGCUGUCUGUCAGCAAGAAGAAGACGUGGCGAAACGGCUCGAACCGACUCAUCCUCCCUCUCAGGAGGAGCCUGACAGCACCGCAGCAGACCAAACAAAACUCAACCCUGAUCCUUCAUCUCCUCCUGUAGCGCCUGAUCAGGACAGACACACAAUCAAAAGGAAGAAGAGCAAACACAAACACAAAGAUCAAGUAGGGAAACUGUUUUUUUUUUUAAAUGUUCUUUUAAAUGAUGAUUUCUUUAACGCACUGCUGAGAUUGAUUUUUUCGUUUUGUUUGCAAAGGAGAAGGAUCGGGGGAGGGAAAGAAAAGAGAGAAAAAAAGAUCCUCAUUUAGAGGAUUCUGCACCUGUGGACUUCACGGGUGAGUCAUGUUACCUUUCAGCACGUCGCUUUAUGCUCAGUUUUUAAGCUUUUUAAAAACUGUCUGACUUUUCUUCUAUUUAGAGCCUAGUGAAAUUUUGUUUGACGCUAAUCUGCUUCAAGAAGACAAAGACGCGGCAGACUAUUUAUCGUAAGUGAAUCUUUUCUGCUGCUUAAGUCAAAAAAGUGUAUCAACAGAAGCCUCCAUAAAUGAGUCUGAUUUGUUCCUUUUCGCUGUACUCUGCAGGUCAUAUACAAAGAUUCAAAGUAACGACCAGAGGCAAACCUACAAGCAGGACUUCAACAGGGAGUACAGCGAGUACAGAGAUUUACACGCUCGUAUUGAAGGCGUGACACGGCAGUUCAUGGGGCUGGACACGCAGCUCAAACAGCUGCACCACCAGUCACACAAGUACAAGGUGAACAAAGAUAUCCAGCACUUUGAAAGGCUCAACAAAACCCUUGUUUAUUAUCUUCUCACAGGUUUCACUCAAUAUACGUGUUUUUUUGUAUUCUCUUGCAGACGGUUCAUGAUCAAAUCGUCCAAGAGUAUCGCAAAAUUAAAAAGGUAACAAGCUUUUGAGAAUUUUCAGCAUUAAGGUCCUUUCGCACGGAGACUGAUUUUGUCAGACGUCAAUAUUUUUUCCUGUCAUUACAAGCGUUCACAUCAGCGACGUUUUCCCGUCCUGCAGUAUUGCAACAUUUAUUUUUUGGGAUUACGGUCAAAUUUUCUGAAGUUUUGCACACUGUGUGUCCACUUCUGUCCAAUCAGAUUGCAUGUUGUUGGGUGUCUGAUUCACCGUUAUAUCCAACAUGGCCGACCUGCUGAUUGUUUACGUGUCGGAGAACAGAGUGCUUUUUGAUAAAAGACACAAACAUUACAAAGAUAAUGACCUGAAGGACAACUUGUGGAGAGUUAUAGCGUCGGAUUUCUCAUAUUUUGCUCAGUUUGAUAAACGUCUUUGUUUUAACCGUCAUCUGUGCUAACGUAAGCUAACAGUUGUUACCAUAGCUUCAUGUGCUUAUCUUAUCGCCUCUGAUUGGCAAUAAGUGCUGACUGUUUGGCUUGAGCGUGUAAUGACAUUUCCAGCUUUUCUAGCGAAUCAGAGGCGAAGGAGGCAGGAUUUUUCCUCGGAAAGUCGCAAAAUCGCAUCGGGCUUGAUGUGUUUAGUCAGGCGUGUCAAAAUUCGCCUCUGAAUAUUUCGUACUUUCGCGUUCUAUAUUCGUGUCGGCCCCGGUGUGUGAGGACCUUAAACGCCAAGAUUUAUGCAUGGUAAAAGUCCGCUCUGCUGUUUCUCUGCUGUUUCAACAUUUUCCUUAUUUCUUUUCAGUCAAACCCGAACUUUGACCAGGAGAAGAUUCGUUGCGAGUUUCUUCACAAAAAACUGGCGCACAUCAAGAAGCUCAUAUCCGAGUACGACCAACUGCAACUCAGCGUGGACAGCUCAGGUCCCAACUGAAGAGGUUAACCACCAGGUUGGCGAAGUGAAUUAAAAGCCAUCGAGGUGGAAUCCGUGGUUUUUGAGGCUGAACAUACUCUCAAGAGAUGAUGUUCAGGGUACGUCACUGCAGCUGGGAGAGUUUGUGAAAAGCGGCAGUGGUAUGGUUGGGUAAUAGCCCUUUAAUUCAGGAUCUUGAUGAAGAACUUUGAAGAUGUUUUGGAGUAGAGAUUAACCGGUGGGCUGCUACAAGAGUGAUAUAAUACUGCCAAGGACAGCAGGAGGAAUAGUGGCUUUACAAAGGAUCUUAAAGCUCAAACUCAGUUUUUUAACAUGCAAAUACAUACACUGUAUGUGGAGAUGAGGUGCUAAGUUCAAAACCGUUUGUAGAUUUACCCCAUCCCACUAUUUCUGUGAAUUAAACCAGCCUCGGUGUUGCUUCUGUGUUCUGUUAGCCAUGUCAGUGUUCAAGCAGGCAGCAUGAAAUAACUGCACGCUGUACAUACCCAGACAGCUCUGAAUCACAGGUACGAGUUCUCAUUACAGAGGUGUAGAUGUUUACAUCCUGAGAAGGCAUGUUGUUGAGGUUCAUGUCUGAUCUCUGAUCUGCUCUCUACCCACCCCUGAAAGUAUUGUCACUGCCUGAAAUGGUUUUUACUUCUGUGCUGGAUCCAUCGUACCCCAAUGGUGUUCAUGUUCCUUUCCUGGAGCGCAGAGGACUGUUAAAUAAAAUGCCAUCUUGAAGUUGUAUUCAGGGAAAAUGCCUCAAGAGUUGCAGUUUAAGUGCUGAAACUGAUUUAAGUGGUAAGAGAACAAAAAGAAGAAAAAGAUAAGAUGUCGCAUGCUUUGUACUUUACAGAAUGCAUGUAAAAUAAAUCAGAAUUUCAUGUCAGAGUUUCAAAUAAAUACAUUUGUAUCCAUA
Molecule: messenger RNA, 13348 nt
Organism: Xyrichtys novacula (pearly razorfish)
Lineage: Eukaryota; Metazoa; Chordata; Actinopteri; Labriformes; Labridae
Source: the annotation of a GenBank genome assembly